CUUCACAUCUUCCGAUCUGAACUCUUCAUUUUCUCUAUCUCCAAACUCAACUGCUUCGUCUCCUAGAUCUGCAAUGGAUUCGUACGAUUUGCGCUUCGAAUCCAUUAUCCCGGAGACACAAUUUGAGGAUAUUGGAAUUGAUGAUGGGGAUUUCAUCUCUGACAAGGUGGAGGACGAGGUCAUCGUCAUCGCCAGCGACGACGAUGUGGCCGAUGNUCAUGUGCGUCGUUUGCAUGCGGCGGAGAUGCGGAUGUUAAGAUGGAUGUGUGGGAAGACAAGGUUGGAUAGGAUUUCGAAUGAAGUUAUCCGACGUCAGGUAGGCAUGGCGCCAGUGGAGGAUAAGUUGCGGGAAGCGAGGCUGAGAUGGUUUGGGCAUGUGAGACGGCGGGAUGUUAAUGCUCCUGUGCGGAGGUGCGAGAGGAUCACGGUUAUCGGGGGAAGUAGGGGAAGGGGUAGACCUAGGAAGAAUUGGAAGGAGGUGAUUAGGCAGGAUUUAGGACUUCUCACCCUGACUGAGGAUAUGGCCCUAGAUAGGAACCUUUGGAGGACUAAGAUUAGAAUAGCUGGUUAGGAGCUCGAUGCUGUAGAGGUUUUUGUAGUGUGUUGUGUUUGUUUGGUAUCUUCUACUUUUGCUUGCUGGACUUUCAUUUCAUUGUACUUAGUGCUGUAUCCUGUUAUA
Molecule: messenger RNA, 679 nt
Organism: Cuscuta campestris
Lineage: Eukaryota; Viridiplantae; Streptophyta; Magnoliopsida; Solanales; Convolvulaceae
Source: the annotation of a GenBank genome assembly